AUGCUUAAGGAUCUUGCCUUCAUAUUUGCUUUUUUUGUGGCCCAGGUUUAUUCCUUGUCACCUGCCUUUAUCGCGUGCCAGCUACAAAAGGCUGACACAGUAUCACCUCUGGCGGGCUGUCCUGAAGGCACCAUAUUUGUUUCCCCAAAUGACCCCAGAGCCCAAUAUACCACUGUCCAGCAAGCUGUGGAGUCUUUACCCGAGACCGGGGGUGCAACUAUCCUGAUUGGUGAAGGACAGUACUUCGAAGCCGUUAAUGUAACUCGCACAGGUCCUCUCACCCUUCUCGGUCAAUUAGACGCCAGUACUGCCUUCGAUCCAGCUGGAAACGCGUCUAGUCGUAACUUAGUGCAGAUCUGGAACAACAAAUAUGUACUCACUGGAAUGGAUGAUGCGCAAUCUGCCGUUCUGACUGUUGCACCAUCAUUCAAUGCAUCGCUAAUCGGCGCAGGAACCAAUGGUGCCCCUCUUCAGCCACUCUUUGGAAACACGGAUUUUAAAGCGUACAAUAUCGACUUUGAAAAUCAGGCGGCAAACUACUCGAUUUCGCAGGCGCUGGUGACAGAUAUAUCGUACGCAAAUGCCUCGUUUUAUGGCUGCGCUUUUGCUAGCUACCAGGACACGUGGUAUACUGGCCGGAAUGCAAGUACAUAUGUAGUUGACAGCAUUAUUUAUGGUCAAACAGACUAUCUAUUUGGUUUUGGCACAGCAUGGUUUCAGUCAAUAACACUUGCUAACCGGGCAUGUGGUGGAGGAAUUGUUGCAUGGAAAGGAUCUAAUUACACCGCCGCUCCAGGGAAUCGCUAUGGAGCAUAUAUAUCGGAUUCGAAGAUUAUUCGCUCGCCUGAUGCUAAUGCUACCGCUGUCACUGAGAAUUCGUGUUGGUUAGGGCGUCCUUGGAACGACCUCGCGACUACAGUCUACCUGCGGACAUACAUGGACGACAGUGUACAACCUGCUGGGUUUGAGCCAUUCGAUAGCGCUCGACCUGUCAUCGCAAACACGACAUAUUAUGCGGAAUAUGACUCUUAUGGACCUGGUGCUAACAUGUCAGCCAGAGUGUCUAUCGAGCACGUCUUGGACACUUCGGAAGCACGCAAUUUUACGAUAGAUGGGGUGUUUUUAGAGAGGCCUCAGUGGAUUGAUUAUGAUUACGUGUACUGAGUG
This is a messenger RNA of Serpula lacrymans var. lacrymans S7.9, 1167 nucleotides long. Its product is annotated as carbohydrate esterase family 8 protein. The record is from RefSeq and is a predicted model, not a curated record. Gene Ontology annotation, biological process: cell wall modification. Gene Ontology annotation, molecular function: pectinesterase activity. NCBI's taxonomy places the organism in Eukaryota, Fungi, Basidiomycota, Agaricomycetes, Boletales, Serpulaceae. The transcript is spliced from 10 exons. The coding region runs from base 1 to 1164 and encodes 387 amino acids.